Molecule: messenger RNA, 2360 nt
Organism: Caenorhabditis elegans
Lineage: Eukaryota; Metazoa; Nematoda; Chromadorea; Rhabditida; Rhabditidae
Gene: Y102A11A.2
Product: Chromatin-remodeling ATPase INO80
Exons: 8
Coding region: 12-2330 (772 amino acids)
Source: RefSeq, marked reviewed
AAAAAGGCAUAAUGGCCAACCAAGAUCAAAACUAUUUAGGACCACGGACUCAUCCUCCAAAUCUUCAAAAAUCUACAUCAUUUUCUGGUGCAAAAUUGCACUAUCAGUACACUGGAAAAGAACAAAAAACGAGCAGUUCCAAAGAUGAAUCCCGUGUACAUCAUUCUGAAAAUAGAAGUCCACAUUUGUCAAGGCAAUUAACAGUUGAUUAUGGUGGUGGCUCAACAGUGGAUCAACGAUCGCAGCUGGGAACUCAAGCUACUUUCUCACCUGGAAGUUCAAGAAAGACUAAUUUCAAUCCUUACGAUCCAGGUGUUCAUACGAAAAGUUACGAGGAAUCACAGAAACCGCCGCUUUACGUGGGUUACAAUAGUUACGCGAGUCAUUCCAAUGAACAACCGACAACUGUCAGUAGCUCUAGUGCACGACAAAGCUUUCAGGAUUCUGCCAGUAUGCAGAACCCAGCAGAAAGCACAAGAUCUAUUCACUACAGUCGGUAUUAUCCUGAAAAUUUAACUGCUCCAAAUGAUGCUUCAAAUGCAAGAAAUCAAAAAAACGAGACCGUGCAUCCUAGUACUGAUGGAAUAAGAAGUUUCCAACAAUCCCCGACAUCUUCUUACAAUGACUCUGCUCAACCGAACUACGAACUCUCAAGGACGACAUACUCUCCGGCUUCUCACCGACCUACACCCACUAAGGAUUACUCCGAUCAUCGCGAAAAGCCAUAUAACACGGCUACAUCUCAUCAAUCAAGUGAAAGAUUAAACUCCGAAUCUAGAAGUUCCAGAAGUUCUCAACUGACACACAAUCCUUCUUUCGAUUAUUCAAGUAGUAAUCACAAUACCAAAUUAGAACAACCCAAUUCUCAUUCUCCACACUUUAGCUCACGCGCUUUCAACGCGGUUCGCUCCCCUGUAGUCUCUAUGGAUUUGCAUCAUCGUCCAAAAGACGACGUCACCUUGGCAACUUCGACUGCUUCACCACUCUCUUUCUCUGGGCACAGAGCACCACCUGCCGAAGUGCGUGAAACUCUACCCAUGUCUUCUCAAGUAAGCACAUUUUUAAGAGGUAACGAGAGUUCUCGGCAUUCAUAUUCAAACCCGUCCACAAAAGUAACUACGACUCCGCCAAUACAACAAUCACAUUUGGGUACAAACUAUCUCACAACUGUGCAAUCAUCGAACUUAGACAGAAGUCCUUCACCGUCACGAUCGAGAUAUAUGAACAGUCGAGAUCGUCGUAAAACAACAACAAUCAUCCCAUCUUCAAUUCCACAGUCCAGUGAGUAUAAAUCAGCUUUCCAAAGGGAAGCCCCAGCAGUGUACUAUACAGAACCUCAAUCAACAUACAAGCCUCUGCCCAUGAGCUCUCAGACGCAAAAUAGGAAUCUCACAAUAGGAUACACUCCAAAUCAGUUUCAAGAAAUUGAAAGAGCUCAGAGGGAAUUCAAGAAUCAGAAGAAACAGGAGGAAGAAAUUCGGGCUAAACUUGAAGCCAAAAAGAAAGCAGAACAAGAGAAAGAGAGGGCAAAACGAGAAGAGCAACGAAGAAUUGAAGAAGCUGCUAAACUGGAAUAUCGGAGAAGAAUUGAAGAAUCGCAGCGGCUGGAAGCAGAAAGGCUCGCAUUGGAAGCAACAAUGGUUGAUGAAGAUGAAGACGUGGCAAAGUUUAUCCGCAAUCUUGAAGAAAGAAUCAAAGACUCACGCGAUUCAAAAAACUUGAAUGGCGCUCUCGUAGGGCGCCAAAUCAACCAGAGCCUUGCAAAAAAUGCGGAAAAUCUCACAAGUGCGCAGACUGAUGAAGACAACGGACAAGUUGAAGGACACGACGGCGCUAAUGAUCAGGAGUCUAUACAAAACGUUGCCGACAGCUCGGAAGAGUACACGUUUCUUCAACGAAUUAAAAAUAUGAAAACCGAUCAGAACGCCAAUCGCAAAAAGUAUGCCGAGCAUUAUUAUGAUUUUGAUGAUUAUGAUGACUCGGAACUUCAUUCGACGACAAGCAUGAAUUCUCUUCUCUCUACUGUCACUGAAGAAGAUCCUGAUUCCACUUCACUCAAUAAUCAUUCGACUUCAACUAAUCCUAAAUUAUCUACUCUUCAGCCAAGUGUCAUCUCUUUCAUCCACGAUCUGGUGGACGGCAUCUUAUCAUCUUUAGAUAAAACCGAUAUUUCAAGACCUACUGAUACUCAACAUCUUAUUAAGCAGCACGAUGAAGAAUUCUACAAUAACUAUCAAACCAUGACUACUGAUACAGUCCGCCAGUUUUUCACCCCGCAGUAUUCUCAGGAAGAAGCAACUACAAGCACUUUUUAUAAUGACUCUUUAUAAUUGAAAUUGAUGAAUAAACGAGACAAUUUU